CUCUGGCAGGUCACUUGACCCGCUUUGGCCACUUUGCUAGCUUGAAGAUUUAUCACGACUGGUGCAAUGUCUAAGGCACAACCAAAGAAAAAGGCGUCCUCCUCCAGUAAAAUCUCUUUAUCCGACCGACAGACAGAAGCAGCGUCUCUAGCAGGCACUUCCUCUGAGAGUCUGGGAGCUGUGUGGAGAUGCAGAUUCCCCAUCUGGCCCGAGUGGAGUGAUGCAGAGGUCAACAAGGAGAAAUGGGACUCAAGUAAAGGAGCUGAAGACGGAAAGCCGAACAAGAGUCACAAUGCUCCAUUUUUUGAAGAUCCUGAGGGAAAAAUUUCCCUGCCUCCAUCUUUGACCGUGCACUCUUGGAAGCGUCCUACGGAGUUUAUUGUCAACAAGGAUCUCACCAUCGUUGGAAAUGAAAUGACCUUUGACCUGAUCUCUCCCAAUCAUCAUCUGAUUUGCAGUGAGAUGAUGAGGUGGAUCAUCAGUGAGAUCUGUAUUCUUUGGACGCUUCAUAACUGCACAUCUACAAAACAAGAAGGUUGGAGACCUUGGGAGCACAUCUACUCACUGUGCAAGGUGGCGAAAGGCCAUGUGCCGCUCUACAACAACUAUGGCAAAUAUGUGGUCCGACUCUACUGGAUGGGCUGUUGGAGGAAGAUAACAGUUGAUGAUUCCAUGCCAUUUGAUGAAGAAAACAACCUGCUUCUCCCUGCCUCCACCUGUCAGUCAGAGCUGUGGCCAAUGUUGUUGGCUAAGGCUCUCAUUAAAGUGGCCAACACAAAUGUAGUGUCAGAGGUCUGCGGAGAGAUGGGUGAGUUCACAUUUAUCCACACCCUCACCGGCUGGAUCCCAGAAAUCAGUCCUAUAAAGUCCUUCUAUCUGGGAAAAACCUGGGAUUUCUUACAAGACACCAUUCCGAUAUUUACGCACCCAGAUGAGAGUCUGCCAGAGACGAAGCCUCAGACUGCAGACCCAGCUGCAGGGAGAGAUUCCAGCUGUAAUGACAGCGAGAGUCAGCUGCCAGAGAUGCAGAAAAGUAAAGAUACCCCUGAGGUGGUCGUGUGUGCCAGCUACAACCCUUUACAGCCACACACCAAUUCAUUUGGGUUCGGACAAAUGGCUAAUUCCUCAGAGUUUCUCCGUCGGUACGGCCUCUCCUUGCUGCACAGCCACAUAGUCCUGGUGACCAGAACCCGGGCGUGCCAGCUAGAGGCACCACCCAAACCUCCACCUAAACCUCCACCUGUGCCCCGAUGGAAACUCAUCCGCUUGCGCAAGAAGAUUGUCAUCACUGAUGAACCACAGAAACUUCCUUUGUCAAAACCACAGCAGUUCAUUGAGGUUGCCAGCUCUUUUCUCUCCCACCGUGUCGAGAGCAGCGAUGGCCCGAUCCCGGAGCUAGAGGCCGUGCAGAGCGCUCGGAGGGAGCUUUCCUAUGGAUCCCCUCUGGUGUCCAUUGCAGAGAGAGAGGAGGCUGAAUGCCGAGAAGGACUUGAGCCUGAUGCAGCUGAACGCACCGCUAACUCACCAAACAGCACAACAGACAAAAUAGAGGUUACUGCAGAGGACAGGAAGAAGGACAAUGAUGACAUCUCUGAUGAUCGGCCCAAAACUGCAAUGAAGGGGCCCAUAACUGAGGAGCCCUCAGCUCCUGUCAAACCCAUCCUGCAGAAGACCUGGGUGGACCUGGAUGACUUUGCCAAAUGCUUUCAGACUCUCUUGGUGUUCCAUCAACUACAGAUAUACCCACAUCACAGUCAGAAAUCUCAUUUUAAGAGCACCGUCUUGUCCAGAUCUACAACAGGCGCCAACUAUACUGGAUCGUCCACACACUCUCUUACCACAGGAUCCCUCCCUGUGACAUCUGCUGUAGCAAGUCCUGAAGUACGCACAUGCAGACACUGCCCAGAGGUGAGAGCCACUCACUACCUCUGUGUGGACAGCCUGCAACCUUCCCAGAUCCUCAUCAGCUUCUCUGCUCUGCUCCUCUGGGGAGAUGCAGCUGAGGAAAAAAAGGAAAUGUCUGCUGCAUGUGGAUCUGCAGUGCUCACCGCCCAGCCGUACUCUUGGAAAAGCCUGCAGUCUCAGCUGCCAGUUCUCACUAUCAAGACCACCUCCUCAAAGGCAGCCAUGCUUAACUUACCCCCAGGGCGCCAUGUGUUGUCCUUCCACACAAAGGCAGCGCUGGGCUACCACAUUCACCUGUGCAGCACGACACCUUUCAUCUUUGGGGAUGAAGAAACCGUCAUGCUACACCUUACCAAGGAAAGUGCCUGUUUCACUGAGCAGGCCUCGUCCAUCUUGAGGGCCCUGUCCCGAGUGGUGUCCUCCUUUAGCGAUGAGCAGGACCAGCCAGCAGCCAGAAGAGUAUUAGAAGAGGCUCACUGCCCACGAAACACCAACACCACCCUGGGAAAACACCACAAGGUGUUUAACAAUGCAGUUUACCACAUGCUGUAUGAGGCGCUGGGCAGGAAGCUGACAGCAGAGGAGCGGUUUGCUAUACUGGCCCUCACGACUGACCCUUCACUCUUGGUCGCUGACCAUAAAGAACAUUCCCCUACACAACCUCCAGAAAGCUGGAAAGACAGAGAGCCAACUGACACGGAGGUCAUGGCAGUCACCAUUCUGCAGGCUGGAUUCAAAGGGCACUUGGUCCGAGAGAUCUUUAAUGCAUCAAAACCAGGCACGAAGGAGAACCUCAGUGCAUCUAAGAUCCUUUUAGACAUGUGGCCGAAGGUUGAAUCAGAUGCAGAAAAACAUGCUGCCCUCUUGCUACGGUAUAUCAUUGACCACUCUGAGAGGAAAGCAGAGCUCUACCCCUGUCAGCAGGAUGAAUGGACCAGAACAACCUUCACUGAUUACUCUGUCCCUCUUCCAGACACAGCCAACUCCUGGGUCUUGGUCUUUAGAGAGGUGUUCAUGGUACCAGAGGAGAUGCUGCUGGUACCAAAGGUCUACUCCCCGAUCCCUAAUUGUCUCCUGCACGUCAUAAAUAAUGACACCGGAGAGGAGCUGGACAUGGUCUUCAACAAACCAGCAACCCUUGUCUAUCAACCCAACAAGCUCGGUUAUACCUUCGUAGCAGAGGCUGUCACACCUGAAUUGCUCCCUGCUGGUGCCAAGUGGAGGAUGCGCCUGAUUGGUUCAAGGGAACUCCUUCCAAAACUGUCCCGUGAGACUUCACUCAGCACAUUCUCAGUAAAGGAAUUCCGGGAUUACUACAUUCCCAGUGACAAAAACGUCAUAUGUCGUCACUCUUUGCAGGUGACAGCAGACGUCCUGGCAACCAUUCAGUUUCAGACUUCCAAGCCAGAUGCAUUGAUCCGUCUGUCCAUUCUGGACCAGGAGAAGGAGGUUGCCGGCAACACAGGGAAGGGCCAUGUGGUAAUUCCUGCGUUCUACUUCCUGGCCAACAAAGCCCCCAGUUGCACUUAUGAGAAGAACCAGCACCAGAAGGGAUCCCCCACCCAGGACAAGGGAGUCAGGGUUGUAGACCCCCCUCAGCAAAGGAACAGGGAGGACGACACAGCUGCUCAAUCAGACUCCUUGUCUGACCAGUCCCAGCCUCCCACAGAGUCUAUGGGUCAUAAGUAUGUGGUGCAGGCAGAGGUGCUUCAUAGGAGCUGGGAUUUGGAUGAAUCUCAGCUGGCUUUUGUCCAUAUGCUCAGAGAAUUGGAGAGGAAUGAAAUGAGAGUAUUCAAGCUUGAGGACUUCAAGCGUUCGCCCACUGCUGACACACCGAGCCAUGAUGGGCACAAAUCUGACGCACCCAAAGCCAACCGCAAAGGCGAAGGUGACAGGGAGAAAGGGAAGCCAGCUGCCACCUCCAAGUCUGGCUCCAGGCAGGAAACGAGACUUGACUCGACUAAGCCAAACUGGACGCUGCGUGUGGUCAGCGACAAGUGCAAAACAAGGAGCAUCGAGGUGAAGAAGGACACAGAGAGAAUGGACCAGAUUAAAGCCAUUGAAAAAGCCUGGGAAAUGGCUGAACCAGGCCGCUGUGCCAAGGCUUUACAGUCUCGUCUCAAGUUUCUUAAACAAGCUGAACAUCAAGCAAGUGAUGAAACGACGACAGAUCUUGCUGCUUCUGGAUCUGAUCUCGGCACCUCUCUCAGUCCAGCUAAUCAAAAGCUGACUGAUACGUCUUGCUCCUGUCCCCCCAUGGACUACACUCCCUUCAUCAGACGCCACAAGGAUUUUCCAGUGCUGAUGGACUCCCAUAUUGAGGAGCUCCAGCAGAAGGAGCGUUUCGAGAAGAUCCAGACCUACCGGUUAGUCCGAGACAAUGUGCUGGAGCACCAGAAACAGCAGGAGCUCACCAGGAAUGAGCUAAAGAGGUGCCAACUGGAGAUGUAUGAGAGCAUGCAGGCAGCCUUGUGGCAGCGCUGCAAGAAGUUUCUCGAUGCUUGCGAGGCGUUUAGUAGCCGUCAGAUGGCGGCCGUGAAAAAGGAACAAGAAGAGAAACAAGCACUGGAGGAGGCCCAGCAGGCAGUUUGAGAAAAAAACAACCCCCACCUCUGCUGCCAGCCAGCAGCGUGCCAAGAGUGCUGGCGAGAAGAAAUGAUGGUUGUUGGCACUAAGUUCCUGUCUCCAUUUCCUCAGCAGACACCUCUCAACAAGUCUGUGGGAACACCGAAGAAUCUUUAAUCACAACAUUGUUGCUUUUACCGGAUGAUAUGAUACCUGACUGAAAGAUUGUUGCUGCACCUGAUACCGAGCUGAUAGUGCUAUUGUCUCUUAAGACUCCAAAAAGAUAGUUUGUUAAUGUGUUAUAUUGUAUUUUGUAUUGAAACAUAUUCCUUUAGCACAUGUCUGUAUCCUUCAUCUUUCAUCUGUAACCUGUAUUAACAGAACUACUGUUCACCUGCAAGAGCAAUCUUUGUAGUUGUCGUUCUUUGUCCUUUGGAAUAUAUCAAAUAUAAUACAUUUCAAGUGACAAAAUGUCUGUUUCUGGCUGUGUGCACGCAUUUAAAAUCACUUCCUCUUUCAUUGCACUGAGAAUGUCAAGCCAUCUCACUUGCAGUGUGUCGUUUUGACUUUUCGAUGCUCAGCGUGCCUGAUUAUGUUCCUCAAAUCUUUUGUUUUCUUGAAGGUCACUGUAUUGACUGUAUGC
Chelmon rostratus (copperband butterflyfish) is the source of this 5113-nucleotide messenger RNA. RefSeq names its product androglobin (gene adgb). Gene Ontology annotation, molecular function: protein binding; calcium-dependent cysteine-type endopeptidase activity. Gene Ontology annotation, biological process: proteolysis. The record is from RefSeq and is a predicted model, not a curated record. Bases 67 to 4497 code for a protein of 1476 amino acids. NCBI's taxonomy places the organism in Eukaryota, Metazoa, Chordata, Actinopteri, Chaetodontiformes, Chaetodontidae. The transcript is spliced from 35 exons.